Molecule: messenger RNA, 441 nt
Organism: Darwinula stevensoni
Lineage: Eukaryota; Metazoa; Arthropoda; Ostracoda; Podocopida; Darwinulidae
Source: the annotation of a GenBank genome assembly
CUGGGAAGGUUUGUGGAAGGGGAAUAAAAGUUUUUUAAAUAUACCCAGGAGGUCAGCAAGCAGCACGGAAUGCUGGAGGUGGUAGAGGAGGUCAAGCAAGAGCAGCAGCCAAUGCGAAGUUUGGCAUGACUCUUGAAGAAGCGAAGCAAAUCCUCAAUGUUGACAAACUUGAGAAGGAUGCCAUAAAAGCAAGUUAUGAACACCUAUUCAAAGCUAAUGACAAGUCCAAAGGUGGUUCAUUCUACAUUCAGUCGAAGGUGGUGAGAGCUAAAGAAAGGCUUGAUCAGGAAGUUUCUCAAGAGACUUCAAAAACAGCAAAGGAGUCAACAUCAUGACAAAAGUGAUUGCUCUUUGAUGAGCAGCAAACAGUACCUAGUGUUCAAUUUUGUUUCUAGGCAUUAAGUAGAAGUAUGUGAGGAAUAAAAAUAACUUCUGUCUAAA